Rodentolepis nana is the source of this 555-nucleotide messenger RNA. Lineage: Eukaryota; Metazoa; Platyhelminthes; Cestoda; Cyclophyllidea; Hymenolepididae. The record is from the annotation of a GenBank genome assembly.
AUGUUCCGUGCUACACAUGCGGAGUUGAAAUCUCGCGAGAAAGAAAUUGAGACUUCCAACGAAGGCAUCUUUAAGGAACUGGACUCCCUCUAUCCCCAAAAUAAUUUUGAGAGUUUUUACGAGAGACAUGGGGUAAUUGUUUCUGACGGUGUUAUGGAGUCGGCAGGAGAUGGAGUUGGAAAUGAGUUGAUGAAGAGUGGCGAGCUUGCUUUGAUAAUGGCUUCUGUGCAGAGGCGUGGAACGCAGUCGAACUCGAACUCACUCCAGAUGCUGGGAGUUUUUGACCUUUCUCAUGAUGUCACCAAAAGGCCUGGAGAAGAUGGAGUCAAGGUGCCUUCCAAAUCACUCGAGAAUGAGGAGGCUAAGAAGACUAAGGAGGAGUUGGCGGUAUUGGAGAUAGAAGAGAAUGAUGGUGUAGUGGUGGUGAAACCUGAAUUGGUAGAGGUGAAGAAGGAGGAAGACAGUGCCAGCGGGAAUGGCACGCCUAAAUGGCGGCGUGGAAGGCUUGCAAAGAAGCACCCAUUGGACGCGUUUCACACGCUCCUUGUCGAAUGA